Messenger RNA from Saccharomycopsis crataegensis, 1272 nucleotides. It is a transcript of the gene PPX1, whose product is annotated as exopolyphosphatase. Gene Ontology annotation, molecular function: exopolyphosphatase activity. Gene Ontology annotation, cellular component: cytoplasm. Lineage: Eukaryota; Fungi; Ascomycota; Saccharomycetes; Ascoideales; Saccharomycopsidaceae. The coding region runs from base 1 to 1272 and encodes 423 amino acids. The record is from RefSeq and is a predicted model, not a curated record. The transcript has a single exon.
AUGCAAAAGAUGGUGAUGUCUAUCGCAACCUUCUUGCGUAACGCAAAAUCUGCGUUUACAGACCUUAAAAGUCAUCCCUCGAAACUCAAGUUUGUCAUCGGGAAUCAAUCAGGGGAUUUGGACUCGAUUAUUUCUUCAAUUAGUUAUGCUUACUUGAGCUAUAUCGCCGAAUAUACUUCGCUACCGUCUAAUCACGUACCACCAAGGAUAAAUACGAUUCCAGUUUUGAAUUUCAAAAGCUCAGAACUAGAAUUGAGAAAAGAUGUGGAAUAUUUAUUCAGUGAUCUUAAGGUGGAGAAGCAGGACUUAUGUUUUAUCAAUGAGUUGAAAUUUAAUGCUGAAGAAAAGCAAAACUUGGAGUUGGUAUUGGUCGAUCAUAACUCUAUUGAAUCUAAUAUCAGGAACCAACUAUAUUAUAAAGAUGGAAAUAUUGUAUCUAUAAUUGAUCACCACAAGGAUGAAAAUCAAUACUUGGAUGCCCAACCAAGAAUCAUUGAGGUGGUUGGCUCAUGCUCCACGAUGAUUGCAAAACACUGGUUUGAAAAAUUAGGAAUAAUGGAUAACAAAUUUCAAAUCAAUAGAUCCUCGGCUAAUGAAGUUGGUAAAAAUUUUGAUUUGCAAGAAUUGGCCAAACUACUUCUUGGACCUUUGUUGAUCGACACUUCAAAUUUACAAUACAAGACCACCCCUGACGACAUUGGCAUUUUCAAAGCAUAUAGAGAAAUAUCAACUGGGUUAAAUACUACUGAAUACUUUGAUAUUCUAAAAAAAGAGAAAGACAACAUUGAUACUUUAAAAGCUGUUGAUAUAAUUAACAAAGACUACAAGGCUUAUCAAUUUGUUAACCCAGAAUUGAACUCCGAGGUUCAAUUAUUAGCAGGCGAGGAUAUUAUUAUCGGCAUAACAUCGAUUGUGAAACCUAUGGGAUGGUUAUUGAGUAGAGAUGGACUUUUAGAAAUGGAGAAAAGUAUUGAUGAGUUUGGAAAGGCUAAUAAUGUUAAUGUGUUGAUUUUAAUGACCAAUUUCAAUGAUGCUACUCAUGGUUUCUGUAGGGAAUUGGCGAUAAAGCCGAUUAUAGAUGCAACAGGGCCGGCUACUCAAGCAAAUGUGAAAUUAUCUCAAUUCUUAAAAAGAAAGCUUUUAACUAGUGACUUAGAAUUGCAACUUAAACUGUCAAGUAAUAGAGAGGGAGGAUUACAAGUAUAUAGCCAGCAUAAUCUAAAGGCCAGUCGCAAGCAAGUAGCGCCAAUUCUACGGACUUUGUUGACCUAA